AUGGAGACGACGGCGAAGGCCUGCAAAGUGCCAGCGGUGGCGGCGGCGGCUCGGGAGAGGCGGGGAAGAGGCCGGAUAGGCGGCACAGAGGAGAGGACGCUGGAGCGGAAGCCAAGCAAGGUGAUGCUCGAGGGCUACGUUGGGGUCGGCGACGGUCGAUUGGGGCGGUCGACGAGUCUCACGUCCGAUGACCUCGAGGAUCUCAAGGGGUGCGUCGAUCUAGGGUUCGAGUUCAGCUACGAGGACAUCCCGAAGCUGAGCACUACGCUCCCGGCGCUGGAGCUCUGCUACCCGAGGGGCCAGCCGGCGGCAUCGGGGUCGCAGCGGGAUGGUAGGACGGAUGGAGAUUCGCCUGUGGCUUCGCCCCUAGUCGCCGAUUGGAAGUUCCUUGCUCCUGGAGAUGAUCCAAAGGAAGUUAAAGCAAGGAUCAAGUAUUGGGCUAAAGCAGUAGCGUGCAUUGUUAAACUAUGCAAAGAUUAA
This is a messenger RNA of Zingiber officinale, 480 nucleotides long. RefSeq lists its product as uncharacterized. The transcript has 2 exons. Bases 1 to 480 code for a protein of 159 amino acids. Lineage: Eukaryota; Viridiplantae; Streptophyta; Magnoliopsida; Zingiberales; Zingiberaceae. The record is from RefSeq and is a predicted model, not a curated record.